UCAGAUUAUUCAUUCAAGCACUACUGUGUGUGCAGCCCUCCUGUGGUUCUGGCAACACAGGCUUUUGGUCCCCGCACUGUCCGUCAGCAGAUGAACUCCAUCACAGCUUUCAUCGAUGCCAAGCAAGUUAAUGGCUCAAAUGAUAACACAACACGCUCCCUUCAUGACCUCAACACAGAUUAAGGCCUUUUAAGGGUUAACAUGGAUUUCACUGACAAUGGCCAUGAGCUGCUCCCUUUUAGUAAGAUGGCUAGCAACGUAUGUGCCACACAGAGACGUUUCACCGGGGACACCAGUGCUGAGGAGGUGCUCUCUGCAUUCUGUUUCUCCGCAGGUGAGUCGCACUCCAAUGAAAAUAUUGCCCUGUCAGUUCUACACAUAGUGAUGAUGCACGAAUACAACCGUCGAGGCCUGUCUACACUGAACCCUCACUGGAACUGGGAGGAUACUUUCAGGUAAGAAAAGAUUAUCUUCUGCUUUCUUGAGGUCAUCAUCUUUAGAGACUAUUUGCCACAAAUUGUUGGUCAAGACAACGGUGUUAAAGACACCUGUCCACUUAUCCUGGCUAUGAUAAAAAACGUCAACCCCAACAUCUCCAACGUGUUUGCUACAGCUGCAUACCGAUUUGCUCACCUGGCCAUUCAACCUUUUAUAUAUCAUCUUGAUGAAAGCUCAGAGGAGCACACUGAUUACCCCAGCCCAGAUCUGCAUAAAAAGGCACAUUUUGCUGAACAGAGGAAGGUUUUAACCAAGGAAUAA
Molecule: messenger RNA, 759 nt
Organism: Cynoglossus semilaevis (tongue sole)
Lineage: Eukaryota; Metazoa; Chordata; Actinopteri; Pleuronectiformes; Cynoglossidae
Product: myeloperoxidase-like
Biological process (GO): response to oxidative stress
Molecular function (GO): peroxidase activity; heme binding
Source: RefSeq, a predicted model, not a curated record